[Candida] anglica is the source of this 1317-nucleotide messenger RNA. NCBI's taxonomy places the organism in Eukaryota, Fungi, Ascomycota, Pichiomycetes, Serinales, Debaryomycetaceae. The record is from the annotation of a GenBank genome assembly.
AUGCGGAUCAACUUCUAUAUUUUAUUUAUCCUCCACUUAGUGACCGCACUUGUGCAUUUGAAUGGUCAAAGACUUGAAGUCUCUGAUGAUGAAAUUCUUACUUUUGUGGAUUACACUCAAGGAAAUUCAACGGAAAAUGAAAGCAUUCCAGAUGUCAAGUGUACCAAAGAUGUUCAUACUAUUCAUAAUAGUGCCGAUUUAGCUUUCAUUUUUGAUUGCAAAGUUCUUGAUGGUGAUGUUUUAGUUUCAAAUUACAAAGAACCAAUCAUUCAAUUUGGAGAUAUUCAGGCAAUUACCGGUAGUUUGACAGUAAGAGGUGCACCCAACCUUGUCAGGAUUGAGGCACCAUCGAUUGGUUCCAUUGGGAAUGUGUUUUCAUUAAGAGAAUUAACUUCACUUGCACUUAUUUCAUUUCCAGCUUUACGAACUGUUAAAGAAUUAGAUUGGAAAAUCUUACCAAUUUUAAGCACUGUACAUGUUAAUAAUGAAAUUUCUGGUAUCGAAAGUAUUAUAGUUUCUGAUACUUCACUUACUAAAUUUUCAGGAUUUAUUUCCAAUGAAUUAUCAAAAUUAGAUUUGAAUAAUAAUCGAUUUUUGGAAAGUAUUCAAUCAAAUGUCGAAAAAAUUACUGGUGAAUUACAUAUUGCAGCAAAUUCAGCAAAUGUAGCUGUUGAUUUAUCAAGAUUAAAAUCUGCUCAAAACCUAACUAUUCAAGAAACUGCAAGUUUAGAUUUAAGUAAACUUGAACAAGUUGAAAAUUCUGUAAGUUUUAUUGCUAAUACGUUUAAACAAUUGAAAGUUCCAAAGUUAAGAUCAGUGGGAGGAACUUUAAGUAUAUCAGAAAAUCCGUAUCUUAAUCAUUUAGAAUUCAAUUCAAUUGAUGAUAUUGGUGGUGGUUUGGUUAUCGUUAACAACACAAGCAUUGAAAAAAUCAAUUUUUUCCCUAAACUUAGUAUAAUUGGGGGAGCCAUGGAACUUGUUGGAUAUAUGAAAGAAAUUAGUUUAAAGCAAUUAAAAUUAGUGAAAGGAAGUGCCAAAAUCCAAGCUUUUGCAGAUCAAUUCGAUUGUUCUAAAUGGACUAAAAGUGAAGUUGGAUCUGUUAUUAGAGGUGGAAGAAUUGAAUGUACCAAUUCGAAAGAUGAAAAAAUUGUUGAAAUUGGUAAUGGUGGUGAUAAUGAAAUGGUAAAUUCAACAACUGAAAAGAAUUCUACAUCAAUUUUUGACUCUUUAAGAUUUAAAUCUCAAGGAAAUAAAUUAUCCAAUUGUUUGAGACAUAUUGUUUGGUUUGGUAUAGUUGCUUUAGAAAUAAUGAGCUAA